Molecule: messenger RNA, 1130 nt
Organism: Elaeis guineensis (African oil palm)
Lineage: Eukaryota; Viridiplantae; Streptophyta; Magnoliopsida; Arecales; Arecaceae
Product: pathogen-related protein
Source: RefSeq, a predicted model, not a curated record
CAAAUCAUUUGAACAUAACAAUAAAAAAGUUCCUCUGUAGUCCAAGUUUCCAGUUGCUCCUCUGGGCACCCGUGGUGGGCAUGGAUAUGGAGGAAGCUUCAAAGGAGAAAGCAGUGGGGGACAAGUACAGGUCUUAUUUAGGGGGCGAAGGAGAUGACACCCACUGGAGACAUGGAUCUCCUCCAACCUAUGAUCUCGUCAACAAGCUCUUCGAAGAAGGAAGGACAAAGAUAUGGCCAAAAGGAUCACUGGAAGAGACGGUGCAGAACGCCAUCAAAACGUGGGAGAUGGAGUUGUCUCAUAAGACCCGGUUGGAAGACCUCAAGACCAUCAACCCAGAUAAAUUCAAGUUCGCAGUGAAUGGAAGGCAGGCGUUAUCGGGGGAGGAGACGCUGAAGCUGGGGACUUACAACGCACUGCUGCAGAGUUCCCUGCCGGAAGAUUUGCAGUACUACAAGGCUGGUUCGGAGACCUUCGAGUCGUCGCACGAGUUGUUCCGGACGACGUUCCCUCGUGGGUUCGCGUGGGAGGUGAUGGAAGUGUACUCGGGCCCUCCGGUGAUCGCGUUCAAGUACAGGCACUGGGGGUACAUGGAGGGGCCCUACAAAGGUCAUGCACCAACUGGGGAAAAGGUGGAGUUCUAUGGAACGGCUAUCCUCAAGGUAGAUGAGCAAUUGAGGGCAGAAGAGGUGGAGAUCUACUAUGAUCCAGCAGAAUUGUUCGGAGGUCUUCUCAAGGGUCCGUUGCUCGCCACCUCUGGUGAGAUUACUGCUGCUGAUUCUUCCACCGGCGGCACAACUGCAACCUCUCGAGCGUGCCCUUUUUUCAAGGGGGGGGAAUAAGAGGUCAAAUGUUCAUCCAAAAAAAAAUAAAAGGUCGGGGUGCAGCCUCCAAUAAAGUGGUACCUUCUCACGUAUGGUUAUGCAUAUGAGUUGUAAUAAAUAUUGGACAUAUCAUCUUGUUGUACCAUCGAUGAUGUUGUGAUCCUGUAUAUGUAUCUCUGUCUUAUUGUAUUGGAUAAUUUUGUUGGAGGGGAGCGAGUGAAGUGAGUGGAGCAUAGCGCAACAAGCGAUGUUAUAACUUGAACAUCCAAAGGCAUUUUAAUUAAAAUAUGAUCACAUCUACUGAGA